Molecule: messenger RNA, 903 nt
Organism: Tripterygium wilfordii
Lineage: Eukaryota; Viridiplantae; Streptophyta; Magnoliopsida; Celastrales; Celastraceae
Product: NADPH-dependent aldehyde reductase 1, chloroplastic-like
Exons: 4
Coding region: 22-903 (293 amino acids)
Molecular function (GO): oxidoreductase activity
Source: RefSeq, a predicted model, not a curated record
ACUGCACUAGUGUUUGUGAGAAUGGCUUCUCAAGAUCAUCAAUUUCCACCUCAGAAACAGGAGGCACAGCCUGGGAAAGAGCAUCCCAUGAACCCUAAUCCCCAAUUCAGCAUUCCUGGUUGCAAGCCUUCAAACAAGCUUCAAGGAAUGGUGGCACUGGUGACCGGAGGGGAUUCUGGGAUCGGACGGGCAGUGUGUCAGUCUUUUGCAAUGGAGGGAGCAACCGUGGCAUUCACAUAUGUUAAGUCUCAAGAAGAGAAGGAUGCAGAAGACACAAUCCAGAUAAUAAAGAAGUCUAAGACCAGCGAUGCCAAGGACCCUUUAGCGAUCCCUGCAGAUCUGGGCUUUGAUGAGAAUUGCAAGAGGGUGGUCGAUGACGUAGUGAACGCGUUCGGACGGAUUGAUAUUCUGGUUAACAAUGCAGCAGAGCAGUACGAGUGUGACUCUGUUGAAGAAAUCGAUGAACAGAGGCUGGAGAGGGUGUUCAGGACUAACAUCUUCUCUUACUUCUUUGUCACCAGGCAUGCUUUGAAGCACAUGAAGGAAGGGAGUUCGAUCAUCAACACCACAUCGGUUAAUGCAUACAAAGGACAUGCGAAGCUGCUUGAUUACACAUCAACAAAAGGUGCAAUUGUGGCUUUCACUAGAGCGCUUUCGCUACAGCUUGCGACUAAGGGUAUACGUGUUAAUGGAGUCGCUCCUGGACCCAUUUGGACGCCAUUGAUACCAGCUUCCUUCACUGAAGAUGAGGUUUCUAAAUUUGGGUCCUCAGUUCCAAUGAAGAGAGCCGGUCAGCCGAGCGAGGUUGCCCCCUGUUUUGUGUUUCUUGCCUGUAAUCAUUGCUCUUCCUACAUCACUGGCCAGGUCCUUCAUCCUAAUGGUGGAACUAUAGUGAAUGCCUGA